AUGGAUUGCAAAAACGAUGGAUUCCCCUCGACUUUGGCAAAAGCGUUGCCUCAUCCGCCUCCGCUGCCUUCACAUCUCACCACAAGGUUUCAUCAGAAGGGCUUCAAGAUCAACGGGUCGAGAAUCAAAGACCAUUGCUUAUGUGUUUCUAACACCGCCAAUAGUUCGUGGGACCGCCUUUUCGACGAGGCUUACAGAGCGGAUGUCUCUAUCUCAACGGAUGGUGGCGGUGUGAUUUACGCACAUGCGAGUGUUCUCGGUGUUGUUUCGCCAGUUUUGAAGUCCAUGUUGAACAAAUCUAAAGGACAGGGUCGUAACCGUUUGAAAUCAAUCUCGAUUGGUGGAGUUCCAACUGAGGCGGUUCGAGUUUUCAUCAGAUUCUUGUAUUCCUCAAGCUAUGAAGAGGAAAGCAUGAGAAACUUCGCGCUGCCCCUUUUGGUGCUGGCUCAUGCAUAUGUGGUCCCACAGCUGAAGCGAGUGUGUGAGUGCUGGCUCGAGCACAGGUUCCUGACCACGGAAAAUGCAGUCGACGUAUUCCAGCUGGCUUUGCUGUGCGAUGCCCCUCGACUCAGCUUCGUCUGCCACCGCUUCAUCCUCACCAACUUCAAGGCUGUGUCGGCCACCAACGGGUGGAGGGACAUGAAAUCUAGUCACCCCAUUCUUGACCGAGAAAUCCGCGCCUCCAUCAUUGACGAGGAUGUUACGAAGAAGGAAAGGAUGAGGAAGAGAGAGGAGAGGAAGAUAUACGUGCAGCUGUACGAGGCAAUGGAGGCACUGGUGCAUAUAUGUAGGGAUGGGUGCCGAACGAUCGGGCCCCACGAUAAGAGCCCGAGGGAGAGUCACGGCCCGUGCGCAUACGCGGCCUGCAAGGGGCUCGAGAGGCUCAUCCGCCAUUUUGCCGAGUGUAUGAUGAGGCGUCAGGGAGGGUGCGUGCACUGCAAGCGGAUGUGGCAGAUUCUCGAUUUGCAUUCUCGGCUUUGUGUCGACUCGGAUGCCUGUAGAGUGCCCUUGUGCAGGAAAUUUAGGCAGAGGAGAAGGCAACAGAGCAAGAAGGAAGAUAUAACAUGGAGAAUUUUGGUGAAGAAGAUUGUGAGAUCAAGGAGCAUCACUGGUGCACCAUUCUUUACGCUGGAAUCAAUUUAA
Molecule: messenger RNA, 1143 nt
Organism: Striga hermonthica
Lineage: Eukaryota; Viridiplantae; Streptophyta; Magnoliopsida; Lamiales; Orobanchaceae
Source: the annotation of a GenBank genome assembly